CACACUGAAGCGAUCCAGUCAGUCUCGCCCCUCCGCUCUCGGCAGCAGCAUCAUCGUCCCCGCCGGGUCCGGUGGCAGAGAGGAGAGGAUGGUCCAGUGGAAAAGCAACCGGGGAUGCGAAUGACAGUAACAAGAUAAUGGCCCUCGAUUUACGCAAGUUCCCGAACGUACGACUAGCGACCAAGUGAAAGACACCGUGGCAGGAAAACACUGAACCAUGUUGAUCUAAGUUGUGACCUGUGGUGAACGGGGGAGGAGGACGAGGGGGAGGAGGACGAGGAGGAGGGAGGCGCAGGCAGGCAGACAGACAGAUUGGGAAUCUGCCACAGCUCCCUUUAGGCGGCCCUUUGCAAGCUUGAAGCCAUGGGCAACACAGCCACCAAGUUCCGCAAGGCCCUGGUGGGUGGUGACGAGGCCCUGGCCUGGCAGCUCUAUGAAGGCAACCCUCAGUUCAGGGACGGCCUGGACCCGAAUGCAUCGUACGGAGAGCAGUACCAGCACAACACGCCCCUGCAUUAUGUCUGCCGCCAUGCAAUGACGCGUCUGCUCAGGUCCUUCCUGUUCAGUAAAGAGGGAAACCCCAACAAGCGCAAUGUGCACAACGAGACGUGCCUCCACGUGCUGUGCCAAGGCCCACAGAUCCUGCUGCUGCCAGAGGGAGCACUGUCACCACGACUGGCCCGACCCCAGAGGGACGAGCAGCGUCGUGCCGACUGUCUGCAGAUGAUCCUUAGCUGGACCGGUGCCAGGCUGGAGGGAGGCCAGUACGAGAAGGCCAAUGUCAACGCCACCGACAAUCACCACAGCACCUGUCUGCACUACGCUGCCGCUGCAGGCAUGAAGAGCUGUGUGGAGCUGCUAAUCCAGAGCGAUGCAGACCUUUUUGUGGAGGAUGAGGACAAGUUGACGCCAUGUGACCAUGCCGAGCGGCAUCACCACACCGAGCUGGCCCUCAGCCUGGAGUCCCAGAUGGUUUUCUCCUCCUCUUCAACUCAGCAGUCAAACACAGACACACAUGUUGAAACCAACCUGCUGCAAUACAAGGAGCCUUAUGAGGGACUGAAACUUCAGGACCUGCGCAGGCUGAAAGACAUGCUGAUUGUGGAGACGGCAGACAUGCUGCAAGCCCCCCUCUUCACUGCUGAAGCGCUGCUCCGAGCACAUGACUGGGACAGAGAAAAGCUUCUGGAAGCCUGGAUGUCGGACGCUGAGGGUUGCUGCCAGCGCUCAGGUGUGACCAUGCCUACCCCGCCACCCAGCGGGUACAAUGCCUGGGACACCCUACCCUCACCUCGAACCCCCAGGACCCCACGCUCACCACUCACACUCACCCUCACCUCUCCGACUGACAGCUGCCUCACACCUGGAGAGGAGAGCCUGGCUUCGUGUGGAAUCUGUCUCUGCUCUAUCUCAGUGUUUGAGGAUCCAGUGGACAUGUCCUGUGGACAUGAGUUCUGCAGAGCAUGCUGGGAAGGGUUCCUCAAUGUAAAGAUUCAGGAGGGUGAUGCACACAAUAUCUUCUGCCCGGCCUAUGAGUGCUACCAGUUGGUGCCAGUGCAUGUGAUUGAAAGUGUAGUUUCCAGGGAGAUGGACCAGCGAUAUCUACAGUUUGACAUCAAGGCCUUUGUGGAGAACAAUCCUGCCAUCCGAUGGUGUCCUGCAGCACGUUGUGAGCGGGCGGUUCGGCUCACCCGACCAGGCCCAGGGGACAGUAACCCACACAGUUUCCCUCUGCUGCCCUCUCCCGCCGUUGAUUGUGGCAAGGGUCACCUAUUCUGCUGGGAGUGCCUUGGUGAGGCCCAUGAGCCAUGUGACUGUCAGAUGUGGAGGAACUGGCUCCAGAAAGUUACAGAGAUGAAGCCUGAGGAGUUGGCAGGUGUGAGUGAGGCCUAUGAAGAUGCUGCUAACUGCCUGUGGCUGUUGACCAACUCAAAACCGUGUGCCAACUGCAAAUCGCCCAUUCAGAAGAAUGAGGGAUGCAACCAUAUGCAGUGUGCCAAGUGCAAGUAUGACUUCUGUUGGAUAUGUCUGGAGGAGUGGAAGAAGCACAGCUCAUCAACAGGAGGCUACUAUCGCUGUACUCGCUAUGAGGUCAUCCAACAGCUAGAGGAGCAGUCCAAGGAGAUGACUGUGGAGGCAGAAAAGAAGCACAAAAGUUUUCAGGAGUUGGAUCGUUUUAUGCACUAUUAUACUCGCUUCAAGAACCAUGAACACAGUUAUAAGUUGGAGCAGAAAUUGCUAAAAACAGCCAAAGAGAAGAUGGAGCAGCUAAGCAGAGCUUUCUUUUGCCGUGAAGGAACUCCUCCAGACACGCGUUUCAUUGAGGACGGUGUGAGUGAGCUGCUCAAGACGCGGCGCGUCCUAAAGUGCUCUUACCCAUACGGCUUCUUCCUGCAGCAAGGCAGCACCCAGAAAGAGAUAUUUGAGCUAAUGCAGACUGACCUGGAGAUGGUUGUGGAGGAUCUGGCACAGAAGGUCAACCGACCGUACUUGAGGACUCCUUGCCACAAGAUAAUCAGUGCAGCACGUCUGGUGCAGCAGAAGAGGCAGGAAUUCCUGGCAUCAGUGGCCCGAGGUGUCGCGCCCAACGAUUCUCCUGAUCCUCCCCGCAGAAGUUACCCUGGAGGAUCAUGGGACUGGGAGUACCUUGGCUUUGCCUCCCCCGAGAUGGGGAGUCGUCACUCUGUACUGGGAGCAGGAGAUCAAAGAGAGAGACAGUCUCAGGAUUAUGCUGACAUCCAGUACCGUCGUAGACACAGACCACGGCGCAGAGGAGACAUGCUGAGUCUGCACAACCUUAGAAGCAGCAGCAACACACCAGAAACGAGUAGGAGGAGUGACAACACAGAAAAUCUAGAGAGAGGUGAGGGCCGCAGAAGAGUGCUGGGCUUGCUGGAUGAAGAUGAUCCAAACAUCCUGCUGGCCAUCCAGCUGUCCCUUCAGGAGUCUCGCAGAGAGCGAAGCCUGGAGGGAGGCCCAGAGGGAGGGACAGAGGGGAGAGUGGAGCUGGAUAGAGGACUGGAGAGGAUGCGGCGACCCUCAGGGGACCCGGGUGAUGUUGCUUUGCAGUCUCUCAACACAGACGGCCCUUCAGGAGCCAGAGGCUCCUCCUUCCCCACUUCUCUCCUGGAUCCUCCUCGCCCCCCUAACAGGACAGACUCCACCUCUCAGCCUCCCAUGUCAAACUCCCUCCCCCUCCCACCCCCUCCUCCCUCCCUCAGUGCAGAGCUGCUGGAGCUGGGAGACAGCCUUAUGAAACUCGGGAGCAUAACCACUCCUUAUGACCUAGACACACACACGCAGGAGCAGCUCUGCUCUCACCACACAUACAACCACAGUACACUCACCGCUCCCUACACCAUUGAACCUGCUUACAGCGACUUCAGCCAUAGACCAGACCAGAAUGCACUGAACACUCCAUAUGUGCUUGACCAUAUCACCAUUACAGAUCCCAGUUACAGCCACUCCAGUAGUUAUUUAGCUGAGGCUGAAUACACUGCUUCUUGCUCACUUGAACACACCCAAAACCCUGCCCAUACUAGUUCAUGUAACCGGGAACAUGCAGUCACGUAUGACAGCACCCCAAAACCAGACAUCUCUUACAACCCCUGCCCCGAACACAGUAGCUCUUACACUCAGGAGCGUCCUGCCGCCUAUGCUCUCGAACGUCCACCCAAAUCAGCCCCCCAGCCCCUUGUCCAGUUGUGCCUCCUGUCUCCAGAGCUUGAGCCAGAGCUGCUGCUUUCACCGGUGAUCCCCCCAGGGGGCCCUUUCACCCCCAGUGACCCUCAGAGUCUGGAGCCCCUAGACCCAACAGCCAGUGCCCAGCUGCUGGACAACAUCAUGGCCUGGUUUAACAACAACAUUAACCCCCAGAACAACCCCCAGAGCCUGGCCCUCAUCCCCUCCCCACCCACCACAGAAACUGACUCCUCCCCUGACACACACACUGAGACUGAGUCAGAGAGCCAGACCUCCAGGGACAUGACCCACGCCCCUCUCUGGCAGCCCCUGGAGGGCGAGCCAGAAGCAGACAGAGGGUCGGCGAGUCCCUGUCUAGGUGCAGCGGGCUUGAAGACGUCGAGGCCCAGCACUCUGGAGCUAGAAAAAAGAGAGAACAACGAGGAGGGUGUGGACGCAGAGUGUGUGUCUGAUCUGUUGCUGGACGAAGCGCACACACACCCGUGUUCACACUCCCAACGUGGAAACAGUCCUGCACACACUGCCCCAGCCACAGAGAGAGACUUGGACCUCAUCCUUCAGUUAGAGGGAGACCAAUCACCUGAUGAGUGGGAGGAACAAGUACACCUGGUGUGACAGCGACAGAACGAUGUGGAGAGAGAAUGUUAAGCCAAGUUCAGGAAGAGAGAGAGAGGUAAAAGUGAAAGAGGAAAGAAAAUCAAAGACUGGGAAAACUAGAAAGAGGAAAAAUAUAAGAUAUAACGGUGAAGCCGCAAUGAAAGAUGUAGGUCUUUGGAGUGCUUCCUGUAUGUAUUAUACUGUAUUUAGAGAGGACUUAAAACCCUGGGGACUUGGUCCAGUAAAGAUGAUGUCAUACGCAGACCUUUUUUUAAAGUGCUUUUGUCUGCUCUAAAAACAGACAAACUAUUCUUUGAAACAAUUUAGUGUUUAAAUCAAAAUACAUGAAUGGAAAGCUACUGAUAUCAUAACACAUAAAAUGCUGCACAUGUUUUUGUUUUCUUAUUUUAUUUAUUCCCUGUAUUUGUCUCCUCAGUUUGUUCAGGUGACGUUUUGGUGCUGAUCAUGCUGAAAUCCAAACCCACCUCACUUUAAUUAACACACCGACCCAAACACAAGUUUCCUGGAGCCAAAUAUUAUGAUAACUGUAACCAUGGAGCUUGUUUAGCGUACUGUACAAUCAGAGGGCCUAAUUCUGAUUGUUGGACCUUCAUGCACACUGUGCCUGUUUUGUUAGUGAGCCAACACACCACUGAUGUUUCCUUUUGGAAUGCUGUAAAGAACGACGAUAUACUCUUCUGCUCGGUGAACGUCGCGCUAGUACAACGUGCUAUCUGGGUUUUAUGACGGUUUUAAUUCUUUGGUAAAACUCCAGCAAUCAGAGAAGAGAUAUCGUCUUGUCUCUCUGCACAGGGAGGUCAGAGGUCAGCCUCAGCUAAGAGUCUGUAUGAAUUCAGAGUAUUGCUCAAAGGCACUACAGCAUCAUGGGUGCUUGUUGUUCAGGGGAAUUGAACCCUCUAUUUCUCCUGCUCACUGCACCACCCUGCUACCCAUUCCGUUAAAUUAUCUGUCUAUGAGCCUGAGAUGUGCUUUCAUUUACGUGUCAUCCAUAUUGCUGUAUUUUACACCUACUUUGGCUCAGUUUUGAGUGUCAGUGUGCAAAAACUGUUUAAUUAUAUCAAUAAGGAUGAUUGACCCAAAUUUGACAUGAAAACAUCUUUAACAAAUUAGGUAUCACAGCUUCAUACUAUUGUAUAUUGCUGAAUUUGAAUCACUGUUGCAUUUUAAAUUUUAAAGUGGCUUUUAUAAAACAAUGCCUACAAACAGAAAUCAAUCAUCAAAACAAAGUAUUUAAUGGAUCAAACUAUAUCCAAUCAUGUGUGAAUAAAUAAAUAUAAGAACAGCUGUGUUACUGUAGAUGGAUUAAGAAGUCUAGAGUCUAACUUUACACAACAGUCUGUUUGAAACUAAACAUUUAUCAUAUAUCCAUUUUUCAGUUUGUACAUUGACAACUGAGCCAAAACAAUCAGACAAUAAUGAAAACAUGAAAACACUCACUUUGUUUUGUUUUUACUUUAUCAUGUCUAUUCCACUACUGAAGGCUAGAACAGUGUGCUGUUUGAGAGAUUGGUUGGGAUUUACUGUAAUUUAUACUCUUUUAUUUCUUUAUUCCUUGAUGGAUAUGAUUUUUUUCUUCCAGUUGAGACCAGAGUUGUUGGGUCUGUGUGCCUUUUUGUUUCAAUCGUAUUUGUUUAUUUGUUGGUAUUUAUUACUGUCAUUGCUUUUUAAACAUGCAAAACAGUUGUCAAUGAAAGAAAUGGAGAACACACCACUUACACCGAGGUUCUUGAUGCACAUUAGUAUCGUUUGUCCUCACACCACAUAUUUAUCUUGUUUUACCUUUUCCCCUGAGAACAACUAAAUUGGAGCUAAGUGAUUUGUUGAUUUGUCAAUUAUUUACACUUUAGUGUUUCUGUAAUAAUUAAGGACGAUUCUUUAAGUUGUUCAACUGUGGCCUUUGAUUUUUCUCGAAAUGUGAUGUAGCACUCUGAAUCCUGGGUUGUCAAUCAGCCUUUAUCUUUAAACUUAAUUUCCCAACUGGAAUGUUUACAAGAGAAUUAAACACUGCCUGUUGUGUGGAGAGAUGAUCUGGUGCUGCUGGGACUGAACUCCUAAUAAUCGAGUGUUUUUAAUCAUACUUCCAUGCCAAGUCAAACAAUUGUAAAGCUAUCCUAAUUUGGUUGAAAUCUCUCCCUCUACUUUAACUGUGCCAGUUAUGCAGAAUAUGAUUUGAAUAAGUGCAUCACUUAUAAUUGAUUGAGUGUUGAGCUUGUUUAAAGUGCGAGGUGUGGCGUGCUCCACCGAAGUGACAAAACCCCUAAAAUAUCCCCUUUUCCGUUCUGUAUUCAACAUUAAACUGUGAAGGUGCUGGACAGGUUUUAGGUGCUGAUGAUCACAUUCCAUUAGGCCGACUGAGAUGUGAGGGAUACUGGUGCCGCCCAUAAACAUUUCACAUAUUCUUUCUUGGGGAAUAGUUUAAUUCACUUUUAUUUUAGGUCGCUACAGGAUACAAAAUGGAUGAGUGGGGUCUUUUAAUUUGCACAAGCAUGCUGAUAAUGUGUUGCACUAAUCCAGUGGACGGGCAAGAUGUGGAGGACUGAUGAGUGGCUUAUAUUAUUAUUAUUUCCUUUUUUGUUUUCUUGAUCUGGAAUUGAAUUUAUGGUGCCAUGGAAUGGUCCUGUAUCAUUGUGUACACCUUAUUUAAUGUUUAUAUUUUAGUGAUCCCUCAAACAACCACAUCAGAAUUAAAAAAAUAAAAUAAAUUGCACUCGCAUAGAACAUACUUGAUACAUUCCCAGUCAGUCCAUAAGAGAGGUUUGAUGUGUGGCCAAAACUGUAAAUGAAAGUGUCAGUGCAACGUUUUCUCUCAAUAAAAACAACUGAAAGAUU
Cyclopterus lumpus (lumpfish) is the source of this 7149-nucleotide messenger RNA. Its product is annotated as ankyrin repeat and IBR domain-containing protein 1-like. NCBI's taxonomy places the organism in Eukaryota, Metazoa, Chordata, Actinopteri, Perciformes, Cyclopteridae. The record is from RefSeq and is a predicted model, not a curated record. The transcript is spliced from 21 exons. Gene Ontology annotation, cellular component: cytoplasm; ubiquitin ligase complex. Gene Ontology annotation, molecular function: zinc ion binding; ubiquitin protein ligase activity; ubiquitin conjugating enzyme binding. Bases 364 to 4317 code for a protein of 1317 amino acids. Gene Ontology annotation, biological process: ubiquitin-dependent protein catabolic process; positive regulation of proteasomal ubiquitin-dependent protein catabolic process; protein polyubiquitination.